Messenger RNA from Notodromas monacha, 3348 nucleotides. Lineage: Eukaryota; Metazoa; Arthropoda; Ostracoda; Podocopida; Cyprididae. The record is from the annotation of a GenBank genome assembly.
AUGCGCGCGCGCGUAGAGAAGGGGGGACUUAACCCGCCCACCCCCGGGAUAAUGUGGGAGAUGGGGUACUCGAGCCCGUCGGACGCGAUCGAGGAGCAUGACUAUGAGGAAGUGCCGGUGAGCGACGAGCCGCCGCCGCCGCUGCCACCCAUGAGAAGAAGAACGAGGAACCAUAUGCGGAGGAGGGAAGUCCGGUCGGUGUCGAGUUCUUUCGGAGAUGUCACCGCUGCGGUGGAUGCUGACGUUGACGUGGACCUGCUUAAGCCGGUGGUCUGCUGUAUACAUAAGUCUGCUGGCUGCUCCUGGGCUGACAACUUGUGCAAACUCAAGGCACACCUGAACAUGUGUAAAUACGACGCGGUGCCGUGUCGACUUCGCUGCGGUGCUCGCAUCGCCCGCUCUUUGCUCCAAGAGCACAUACAGACUACCUGCAGGAACAGACACCGACAGUCAAUGUUUGCCAACCUGCACACAUACCUGGGGUCCGGCUCGGAAGACAACCUGCUGGCAACAUCCAGCUCCACAGCGACAUCUAGUUCUGGUGACGCGCCUCCACUGCCUCCUGCCCUGCACUGCAAGAAGUGCCGGUUGGCCUUUCACACCCACAGGGCUCUAAAGAAUCACUUGAUGCAUGGGGGUUGUGGCCUGGAAAUGAUUUUGUGCGACUCGGGGUGCGGAGAGAAGAUCCCCAGAGCAAUGAUGAAUACCCACAAGGUGUCCAGUUGUGCCAAAAAAUCUGCUUGUACAAACUGCUCGCUUGUCAAUGAACCUAAUGUUUGCAAGAAACCCCUGACAACUGUGGCCAAAGUUCUGACGAAUCAGAAGCCCCAGAGCUUGUGUCCUUUCCGGAAUAUUGGAUGCGCUUUCAAGGGAGAAAGAACGGAUGUCGACGAACAUAUGAAGGCAAAAACUUCCGAACACUUGGCUGGACUAUGUGCGCUCGUAGUUUCCCAGCAGGAUGAAAUUGAGAACUUGAGAGCUGCUCUGCAGCACUUGUCCACCAAUAAAUCUGGCACCCUGAUGUGGAAAGUGAAAGAUGUCGGAUCACAGUUGAGGACAUCGCGAGCCUCCGAAGCCGUUGAGCUCACAAGCGCGCCAUUUUACACUUCCGAGUACGGGUACAAACUCCAGGCAUCAGUGUUCCUGAACGGGAACGGGCUGGGUGAUGGCAGCCACGUGUCAGUGUACGUAAAACUCGUGCCCGGAGAAUUCGACGCAUUGUUGACGUGGCCAUUCCCGCACACGGUGUCGUUUACGCUGUACGACCAGAACCCGGACCCGUCGAGAGCCGUGAAUGUGGUGGAAAGCUUCGCACCGGACCCGUCUUGGGAUAAUUUUAAGCGACCCUCGUCAGUUUCCAGCCCGGAUGCGCUAGGUUUCGGGUUUCCGAUGUUUGUUCCGCAUACAGUGCUUUUGCAUCCGUCUAGGUUCUACCUGCGCGACGACGCUUUGUUUUUAAGAGUUAAAGUGUCCAAGUGAAUGACGAAUCAUUUUAUCUGAUCUCAAACCUAGUUUUUUAUACACUCCUGAAACCGUAGUAACGUGGGAAUAAGAGCAUUCUGGCUUCCAAGAAAAAGUCCGCCAAGAAGCUCAGUUUCCCUGUCGAGGCAUCCGGAACGUCGUGGGUCACUUGUUCGGCAUUUCCCGGGUCAAAGUUUUCUUCCUGGAUAGAUGACUGAUUGAUGACGCCAUUCGGUGUGUUCUGUGCUGGGUACAGUGGCUCAUUGAUGACGCAAUUCGGGGUACCCAGUGGGUAAACUGGCGGAUUUGUGACGCUUGGGGUGGUACUUGGGGCUUCAUGUGUUGACCUAUAAGGAUUCGAAAGUGAAUACAGGUAUAGUCAAUACCUCGUUUAUGUGAGCGAUGAUUUCUGAAGUUCCCUUGAAGUCCUGCAUGAUGGCUGUGGGGAAAUUUGUGGGAACUGGAUGCGUUUGUGUGUGUUCGGCCUGUUUCGUGUCUUAGUAUCGGACGCCCGGCAGAAUCCCUUUAUUGUUUCUAAAUUGUCUCUUGUUUGUCUUGGGUUCUUACUGCAAAACCGCGCUUUGUUUCUUAUAAGUGGGACCCCGACGUGCGGACAAUUCGACUCAAGCACAAUUAAAACGCAAAAAAUCUGCCCGAAAAUCUAGACAGUGUCUAGAGAUAUGGACACUUUUCUAAAAUUUCUGGAAAAGGGAAAAUUUAUUUUUUACAAGAUUUGGAUAUCUCUUGGACAAAUAGAGCUGCCUUACAAUCACAGAAAUUAAAAAUAAAUGUAUUAUAAAUUUCUUCAAAGCCACAAUCAAAACAAGCUGAUUUUGUGCUCCUUUUUUGGAUUAUUUUUCCGUCAUCUGUGCUCGGGAUAGCAAGAUUUGUUCUUGUUUGCUUCUUGUGCACCUUUUGAUGCCAUAAGAUCAGAUUUUACGGUGUUUUCUUCUGCGCAGUUAUUUUCUAUAUCUUGAAAUUGAGAGUAAAUGUCAUGCACAAUUUUUUGGAGGACUUAUUUCUAAUUUUUGAUAAACCAAAGAACCAAUUGAAUAAGUUCCCAUUGAAAUCUAUAUGGGAAAAUGUGAUCCGGCAUGCGGUCACUCCAACAUUGGGAGAAGAUCCAAGCACUAAUUACGUCCGCAUCUCGGGGCCCCACUGUACAUAAAUAUUUGAGAAAAAAUCCGACUUGAAGGAAACGCUUCAUCUGAUCUCAAACCUAGUCUUCACACACUUCGGAAACCAUAAUAACUCGGAAACAAAAGCAUCCUGGCCUCAACGAAAAACUCCUGAAAGAAACUCAGCUUGUUUCCCUGAACGGUUGUGGGCUCCUGGCUGGUGGAUGCCUGACUGAUGACGUUCAAUGGGGUUUCACCUGCCGAUAACCUAAAGGAUUUCAACGCAACAUUAGUCAGUCGGUGACGUUUUUAUGUCUGCUGUGAACUCAAUCAACCUUUGAUUGAGCUGAAAAUAUUACUUAUCGAUAAAAGGACCCUUGACGUAAACUUUAUAAGCUUACCUUAUACUGUACUGCUAGCUUUGUCCACGGAGUAAUCCCCCUCUCAAUCUGAAUGAAUUUAAUUGUGAUUGGUGUAUGAUCCACGUUAAAUGAAAGAUAAUUGCGGCGAUUAUGGUUGUCCAAUUCGGCGGCUCAAAGAAUUCAUUUUCUGUUCACCUCCUUUUACUCAAACGUACAAAAGCAUGUAUAAUUUCUUUGAAGAAAUACAUUCAUUGCGUGUUCACGUGUGUAUAAUGUUUUUUUUUUUUGCGGAAAAUUUUCCAUUUGUUCAAAUUCUGGAAUAUGCGUUGAAUAUCGAUUGAAGUCCUGAUAUGAAACCUGUCAUUUCUGUGGAAUUGUUGAGUGAAUUAAAAUUGCUUGAACUGCGA